AAUUUUCGUGUGGGGUGGGCGUAACGGUAAUAACAGUCAAGUUAAUAAUGUUAAUAAUACAAUGUAUGUAUUUGAAGCGGAUAAAUGGAAAAGCUAUGAUUUUGAUAAUGCACCAAAUCCAAGAGCAUCUUAUUCGGCUACAUUAUUGGAUGAUCGAAUCAUUUAUAUUGGCGGAAUUAGUAAAAAUCCAUAUCCGGAUGUUAAUUUUUUAGAGUUAUUAAUAUUUGAUACUAAAAAACUUGAAUGGGAUAUACAACCAUCCACAAGUGACAAGCAGAUAAGAAAUCGAGCUUUCCAUUCAGCAUUGCUUUGCUCGGAUUCCAUUUCUAUUAUUAUGUAUGGAGGUAUUUACGAGCCUGUCGAAGCUCAAAUUCCCAAUUCUGACUCGGUGUGGAUAUUGAAUACCAAAACUUGGACGUGGUCCCAGCAAUCA
Messenger RNA from Ambispora gerdemannii, 433 nucleotides. Lineage: Eukaryota; Fungi; Glomeromycota; Glomeromycetes; Archaeosporales; Ambisporaceae. The record is from the annotation of a GenBank genome assembly.